GGCAGCGUCUCAAGCGCCCUCCGCCCGCUCGCAGCAGCAGGUAGGGGCCCGCCGCUCGGCAGUCGCCCGCUCGGGAGCCGCGCCCCCCCCCGCGCCCCGCGCCCACCCCGCGCCCACCCGGGGAGCGCCGCAGCUCCGCGCCCGCGCUGCCGCGGCUCCGCGCUGCCGGACAGGCAUGAGCGACCGGGCGGCCGCGCCGCGCCGCGGUAAGUGUGCACGACUGUGCAAGUGUGAGAGCAUCAUGGUAGCAUUCAAAGGAGUCUGGACUCAGCCCUUCUGGAAAGCCGUUUCAGCAGAAUUUUUGGCCAUGUUGAUUUUUGUCCUCCUCAGCCUUGGCUCUACGAUCAACUGGGGUGGAUCAGAGAAGCCACUGCCCGUAGACAUGGUCCUUAUCUCUCUCUGCUUUGGACUGAGCAUUGCAACCAUGGUGCAGUGCUUUGGACACAUCAGCGGUGGCCACAUCAACCCUGCUGUGACUGUGGCCAUGGUCUGCACAAGAAAGAUCAGCCUCGCCAAAUCGGUCUUCUACAUUCUUGCCCAGUGCCUGGGAGCCAUCGUGGGAGCUGGCAUCCUCUACCUCAUCACACCACCGAGUGUGGUGGGAGGCCUGGGAGUCACUGCGGUACACGGCGAUCUUUCCGCUGGCCAUGGACUCCUGGUGGAGCUGAUAAUUACAUUUCAGCUGGUUUUUACUAUUUUUGCCAGCUGUGAUUCAAAACGAAGUGAUGUCACUGGUUCAGUAGCUCUAGCAAUUGGAUUUUCUGUUGCAAUUGGACAUUUAUUUGCUAUCAAUUACACUGGUGCCAGUAUGAACCCUGCUCGCUCAUUUGGACCUGCUGUCAUCAUGGGAAAAUGGGAAAACCAAUGGGUUUAUUGGGUGGGACCAAUAAUAGGAGCAGUCCUUGCUGGUGCUCUUUAUGAGUAUGUCUAUUGCCCAGACGUGGAGCUCAAACGCCGUUUUAAAGAUGUCUUCAGUAAAGCUACUCAGCCAUCCAAAGGGAAGUACAUAGAAGUGGAUGACACCAGGAGCCACGUAGAGACCGAUGACCUGAUCCUGAAGCCUGGCAUUGUCCAUGUAAUUGAUAUUGACAGGAGUGAGGACAAGAAGGGAAGAGAUCCAUCAAGUGAGGUGCUGUCUUCUGUAUGACUAGCAAGGAGCACUGAAAGCAGAGAGCAGCCUGCCAGCGACUCCACAGAUAUCCUUCCACCUAUCAAAGAAACAGAUCUCCUCUAAACAGAGCAUCUAUCAUUUCUUAAAAAGUGUGGUGAAGGCAGCUGUGUGGUAGUGGCAUCACCAAACCAUACAUCUGCUCAGCUGGAAUAUUAGGACUUCAUUAUAAUUAGGAUUCCCCAUGAAUUAUUCUAAAUUUGGAGGUGUUCCUGCAAUUUUCCUUCCUUUCUUUCUGGAACAACCCCAAAGUCAAAAAGAGAUGAAAGCAUUCUUCUUUAAUAAAUCAGUCAAUAAUGAGAUGAAGAUAGAGAUGUUUAACAUUCAGAUUGACAGAUAAGAUGUAUCAGGAAAUGCCUAUAGACAUGAAGACCUACUUAUCAGAUUGUUCUUCUGACACUUAAUUGACUGUUGUCAUCUUUGAUUAGAACAUCUUAUCCAUUAAGCAUUCUCUGUGAGGUUCAGGGACAGCACCAACAGUAUUUAACAGUUUUAUCCAAAGUCAAGCAAUGGAGUAUUGUUUCCACUCACGUAUGUCACUACUACCUUGCAAACUACCUCUGAAAUAAAUGAUAUUUUAAUAGGCUCCAGAAAAAAAUUCGAUCAACCCAUCAAAUUUCACUCAUACGAUUUUCUGUAUAAAUGUAUUACCUUCAUCUCUUCCCAGGAGUAAAUAUGCUGAAAUUGAAUAUUGAAGUCUACCGUAAUAAGGCUGCAAAGCAUUUAACUGUACUUCAUGCUCACUUCUGACAUUGUCUAUCUGGUGAAACAUUCUCCUGGGGUUUGACUAUUGACCAUUUCAUGUUAGCAGACUCUCAAGGUCACGCAAAGAAUAUAAAGGCUUUCCUGUUACUUAAUAACUCAAAUAAGACCUAUCAGAAGAAAAGAAGGCAUAUCUGUUUUCAGUGCACUUGUUCAGAUACAGAUUUCUGUGAGAAUUUAUGUAAACUAAAUGUUUAAAUUACUUACCUACUUUCUUACAAGAUGGUCGGAGAUAUGGGGUUUUUAAUUUAUUAGUAAUGUAGAGAGUUUUUAAAUUUUAACUGUAUUGAAACACUGAUUGAGAAGUAUUUUUUAUAACAGAGGAUAAAAACAUGACUGCUUCUGCCUUGUUGUUGUAACUGAUGCCUAACUAGUCGAUCAGGAUCCUCUCUUAUUCCACAGCUCAUCUAGUCUUAAUUACAUCUCCAGUAAAGGCUGCUUUAUUUGUUGUUAGGAAAAGAUGCAAGCACUUGCAGGGUUUUUUGGGGGGAAGGGGACAUGAAAUCAGUAAUCAGGCUUUCCCCCAUAGAAGUAUUUUGAUAGACAUAAUCAUCUCACCGGAACAUUUCUACAAAGCUGUCACUUACUGCUUUUGUUUCUGAUCAGUGGCUUUGAGUUUUACAACGUGCAGCUGCCGAACAGUCAGGAGCAUUAUGGUAUUACUGUAAUUGUAUAGUUUUUAUUUUGAAAUUGAAAAGCUAUUCCUGCCUACUUAAGAAUAAGAGGGGAAAAAAAAAAGCAUUAGUCCUGACUGUGGGCUGUAAUAGACUUGUCUCCCCUUUGUCGUGCUCUACACGCAAUCUUUAUUACAGGGAAUUAGAUGCUUCUAGUGAGAUAAUAAACCACUGCUAAACUCAAAUCUGUGCACUGUGAUCCAAGGGCAAUUCUGCUAUUCCAACUCGCAGCACUGUAUGGCAUGUUCUGCUGUACUCAAUCUCCUGCUUUCACACUUUUCUUGCCUUGAAAACCCUGUUAGAGAGUGGCAAAAGCUCCCAUCAUCGAGCGCUAGAGUUGUGAUUCCUCCACUAUUUUUGGUUCAUCCCUGCUCCUGCCUCUGCUGUGCAGGCACAGCACAUGGCACAUGUGGGCACAGGUCAAGGAUUCCUCAGGUGACCCAGCGACAGCCCUGCUCAUGGCCAGAUGCAUUCCCAUUACAUACCUAUGGAGUAUGCUAAAACAGCUGAUGCACUCCCAUUACAUACCUAUGGUAAAACAGCUGAUGGCUGUCCCUACCUGUACUCCUCAGGACAGCAUCUUGGUUCAAGGGCAGGAGCAUGGCUAGGGACCUGCUGGUAUUUGACCUGCUGUAUCAAAUCAGAGAUAAGAUCCAAGCAAGACCAAGGAUCAUAGAUAAGAGUUAAGUCACAGCAGGAACUGAGUCUGGGCAACAUAGGUGUGGCUUUUAGAUUCCUGUAUGCCUUUUCUCAAAUGGGUAAGUAUCAUCCUAAAUAGAUUCAAUCAGAAAGAGUAAAAGUAGUGUUGUUUUUUGUUUGUUUGUUUGUUCUGUUGGUUUUUUUUCUCUAGACAUUUGUUCUGGCUUUUUUUUUUCCUUCAAACACUGUGUUUGUUAAAGGGACAUUUUGAUUAAACCUUUUUCAUGGCUUAAGCAGGUAAAGUGAAGAGUGUUAUAUUCCAUAGCACUGGUGGAUUGUUCUUGCAUUUUUGUAUUUAAAGGCACUCCUUAGAAACUCAUAAUAUGCAGAUUUUGCAUGGUGCUGUAUUAUUUAAAUAAGAAGCUGUGAUUUGCUUUAUGCUUAAUGGUCCUUUACACAAAUUGCAUGAUAUUUGUUUUCUUCACUCUGCCUGAUUCUGCUGCAGAGGUGAGCAUAGCACGAGCAUGGUACUGGCCAACUCAAUCGGGAGAAUUUUUUUUCCUUGAAACACAGUUUACUGAUGAAUUGUGGCAAACACUCAGAACCAGUCCUAGGAGAACUCCUUACUCAAUGGGAGUAUUGGAGAUAAGAUGCUGAGGCUCCUGAAAGGAUCAAGAGAAAGAAGACAAGCUAAAGUAAAGAGACCAUUAGCCAACAAAGGAUGCUGUCAUUCAUUGGCCAUUAUUAGGAAAAAGUGAGGACUCUUAGGUUUGCUCCUGCUUCCAUGGAAUCAAACUCAUGGAGAGGUUUGCCAUUAGCUGCAAUGGAAAUGAUGCUGAGCUUUUUGGGGAGCUGAUGGCUCCUCUCAAGCACUUCCCUGUAGUUUUUCAAAAAUAAGCACUUUUAAGCAAGAUAGUAAAUUCUGGAAGGAUACCGAUUCAACUUGAGGUUUAUGACUCACCCUAAAGUAAAUCCUUAGGUGUAACUGCCACCAAAGCCCAUUGUACCCCACAACAGGAGAUCACCGUUCACGGUGAUCAAGGAAUAUUCAAGGUAACAUCACAGCUCAGUGCCCCUUAGGAUUCAGUUUUAGCCUCCAAGGGUACGUACUUCUCUAAGUUGUUUUGCAGUGGCAUCAUUAUCAAAAAAUUAUUUAACAUUUUGUUAAAUAAUAGGCUGGCAUCACCUUCUUAUGGGUUGAAAACGCUUAGCAUAUAUAUUGGUUCAUGUUGGUGGAUAUAUAUCACAGCAAGCUUGACAGGCAUUUCACCGUUAUACUGGAGUCCUAAAAACAAUUGUGGAUGAGUCUCAUACCCCUCCAUGAUGGCACAGGUGUUUCCAACACUGCAUUUGCACAUUAAUGACCAUAUUCAGAAUAUUUAAUCCCCAGCCUUCAGAAGAGAAAGGAUGAAAGCUGAAGGUGGUUAUGCUGCAGCACACAAAUACCUUUCAGGUUCUCUAAAUCCUGAGGAGUUUGUCAGCCAAAUCCUAACUAUUCUUAUGGGGGAAAAAAAAAAGAAAAAAAAAAAGGAAAAAGGAAGAAAGAAAAAAGAUUCCUGUAGCAUUUGAGAUGUCAUAACCCUUCUUUUGUUGAAGUACAUGGGAGUUUUUUUCAUUCAGUGAAAGCAGGAGCAAGACUCAUCCCAUACGCAGCAUUUAGGCUUCUCAUAUGUACUUGCACAUGAGUUUUUCAAAACGUGUUUUAUUUUCAAUUAUUAAUUAUUGGUCAUGGUAGAUGUCUAAAAAGAUAAAUAGCCUUCAGAUAGGACUUUCACCUUUCUAAUGCUAGUUAACAGCAGUUGCAUCUGAAAUCUGCAAGAUUUUAGUUUGAGUCUGUGUAACACAUGCAGGAUGUUAUACACCACCCACUAUUUAUAAUCUAAAUAAAAUAUGUGAGAUCUUACAUUGUGAACCUUUCUGUCCAAGGUGAGAGAUACAAAUGCCACACAUUCUGACUCUAAAAUCAACCUGUGUGUAUCUGAGUUUCUCAAGGACUUUCAAACAGACAUGAUGCAAACACAGACUGAAUUAUUUGUUACUUGGUUACUUAUAUGAUUUAAAUCAUACUGAUGCAGUCUUUGUAAUUUAGGAAAAAUGAUGUAGAGCAAACUAUGUAUGAGGAUUUUUCCACAAUAUUGCUUAUUGUGGAAAUGUUUAGUCACCAUCGUAUCAGAACUAAUGUUAUAGGACUUAAACUUUCCAUGUGUUACGUUUGAAAUAAUCUACUGAGGAAUACACUAUGAAAUAAUACAUGAUUUUCUGGUUCCCACUUGUAUUCUACUGUAUCUCACACUUCUGUUGCAAAUAAAUUGUCUGUUCCAAAAAAGAAAA
Molecule: messenger RNA, 5574 nt
Organism: Gallus gallus (chicken)
Lineage: Eukaryota; Metazoa; Chordata; Aves; Galliformes; Phasianidae
Gene: AQP4
Product: aquaporin 4
Exons: 5
Coding region: 176-1147 (323 amino acids)
Biological process (GO): transmembrane transport
Cellular component (GO): basolateral plasma membrane; plasma membrane
Molecular function (GO): water channel activity
Source: RefSeq, marked reviewed